This is a messenger RNA of Corylus avellana, 1828 nucleotides long. It is a transcript of the gene TT12, whose product is annotated as MATE efflux family protein. Gene Ontology annotation, biological process: xenobiotic detoxification by transmembrane export across the plasma membrane. Lineage: Eukaryota; Viridiplantae; Streptophyta; Magnoliopsida; Fagales; Betulaceae. Gene Ontology annotation, cellular component: membrane. The record is from RefSeq and is a predicted model, not a curated record. Gene Ontology annotation, molecular function: xenobiotic transmembrane transporter activity; antiporter activity.
UUCAGCUCUCAGAGAUUCAAAAUUAUCCGCUCUACUUGUUUCCUACACCAAAUUAGACUGCUCAAGUAGUGGGGGCACGGCCGUUGGGUUAACAAAAAUGGGCGCCGCAGAGUACCAGCCGCUGCUACUCGGCCUCGACUCGCAUUCCCGGAUUCCCGACUUGUCGUCCAUCGCAAUCGAAGAGUUCUUGGAGCACCAGCCAGUGGCCGUCCGAUGGUGGCCGCGUUUAGUCGGGUGGGAGUCCAGGCUCCUCUGGCUUCUAUCAGGCUCAUCCAUUAUUGUCUCCAUCUUCAAUUACAUGCUUAGCUUUGUCACCCUCAUGUUCACUGGCCAUUUGGGCGCGCUCGAGCUAGCUGGGGCAUCAAUAGCCAGCGUCGGAAUUCAAGGUCUUGCUUACGGGAUUAUGUUGGGCAUGGCCAGUGCUGUGCAGACAGUGUGCGGACAAGCAUACGGGGCGAAGAAGCUAGCGGCAAUGGGCAUCAUAUGCCAGAGAGCAAUCAUUCUGCACCUGGGAGCAGCAGUGAUCCUCACCUUCCUCUAUUGGUUCUCUGGCCCAAUCCUUGUGGCCAUUGGGCAGUCGGAGAGCAUAGCUGAGCAAGGAGAGAUUUUUGCACGCGGCUUGAUACCCCAGCUUUAUGCAUUUGCAAUAAGCUGCCCAAUGCAGAGGUUUCUGCAAGCACAGAACAUUGUGAAUCCUCUGGCAUACAUGUCUGUGGGAGUGUUCUUGCUGCACACUCUGCUCACAUGGCUGGUUGUUUAUGUUUUGGAUUAUGGCCUUUUGGGGGCUGCUCUCACACUAAGCUUCUCUUGGUGGAUUCUUGUCGUUCUCAAUGGACUUUACAUUCUUUUGAGCCCCUCUUGCAAGGAAACAUGGACUGGUUUCUCCAUGAAAGCCUUCAAAGGAAUUUGGCCUUAUUUCAAGCUCACUGUAGCUUCUGCUGUCAUGUUGUGUUUGGAGAUAUGGUACAACCAAGGAUUAGUACUCAUAUCAGGGCUCCUCCCUAACCCCACAAUCUCACUAGACUCCAUUUCUAUUUGCAUGAAUUACUUGAACUGGGACAUGCAAUUUAUGUUGGGCCUUAGUGCUGCAGCCAGUGUUCGAGUGAGUAAUGAGCUUGGGGCAGGGCAUCCAAGGGUUGCAAAAUUUUCAGUAGGGGUGGUGAAUGCAACCAGCAUCCUGAUUAGCAUAGUUUUCAGUGCAAUUGUUCUCAUCUUCCAAGUUGGAUUGAGCAAACUCUUUACAAGUGACACUGAGGUUAUUGCGGCAGUCUCUAGUUUGACUCCAUUGCUUGCCGUUUCUGUUUUCUUGAAUGGCAUUCAACCUAUACUCUCAGGUGUGGCGAUUGGGAGCGGAUGGCAAGGUGUGGUGGCUUAUGUUAACCUCGCCACUUACUAUAUUAUUGGUCUUCCAAUUGGAUGUGUUCUUGGCUUCAAAACCAGUCUAGGAGUGGCAGGAAUUUGGUGGGGCAUGAUCAUUGGAGUUCUUUUGCAAACGGUAACUCUAAUUAUUCUUACCGCCAGAACAAAUUGGAAUGCUGAGGUUGUAAGAGCUGCUGAAAGAUUGAAGAAAUCUGCAGAUGAAGAGAAUUUAGACUUGGUGGUUGACAUAUAAAGCAACAGCACUGGGAGGAGACACCAAAAGGCAAAGAGCAUGUGCUGAGCAAAAGUAGAGAGAUGAGUUUUAGGCAAAGCUAAUCGUAGGAAAUUCUGUUCUUUUCGAAAUUAGUUUUAGGGUUUCCUCUUUUUGCACAAUUUUUUUUUUAUGAGUUACUUAUGAAAGAAAAAAAGGUCAACUUGUGUCAAAUAUAUCUUACAAGGAUUAAGAUCA